Messenger RNA from Nelumbo nucifera (sacred lotus), 2492 nucleotides. RefSeq names its product translocon at the outer membrane of chloroplasts 64-like. The record is from RefSeq and is a predicted model, not a curated record. Lineage: Eukaryota; Viridiplantae; Streptophyta; Magnoliopsida; Proteales; Nelumbonaceae. Gene Ontology annotation, molecular function: protein binding.
AUCCCCACAUAAUUUCGUUUGCCUUCAUUUGCAUUUCCAAAUCCAGCACACUCAGCUCUCACCUUCCCGGCUUGGGCUUGGGUUUUCCCUCUCCUCUCUCUUUCUCUGCCUCUCUGCCUAGGUUUCGCGCUAGCUUUCACCAAAACCAGUGUUAUCCUCUUUUCCCACAACACCCCAAUCUCCAGAGACUCACUGCCCGAGCAAACUCUGAUUGGUUUUUGAGCUCCCUGAGGCUCCGUCUCCACUUCACAUAAGCGGAAGCGGAGGAAUAACCCAGAACCAUGGCAUCGAACUCUACUAACUUGUGGGUGUUGCUGGGAUUGGGAUUGGCUGGAAUCAUUCUCAUGACCAGAAAAUUGAAGAAAGUUGUUAAAGAAGAUUUUGGUGCUUUUGUCGAGAGGCUCCAGCUUCUGCCACCUCCUCAGCCUGCGCCUCCCAAGGCUCCCCAUCCCCUCACGGGCCUCUCUUUUGCAGUCUCGGAUGUAUUUGAUAUUGAUGGAUAUGUGACUGGGUUUGGCAAUCCAGACUGGGCAAAGACGCAUGAGGCUGCAACUCGAACAUCUCCUGUGGUUUCUCUUCUUGUAGAAGGUGGAGCCACUUGUGUUGGAAAAGCAGUUGUUGAUGAAAUGGCAUAUAGUAUCAAUGGAGAAAACAAGCAUUAUGAUACACCCACCAACCCUGCAGCUCCUGCACGAGUGCCAGGAGGGGCUUCUAGUGGAUCUGCUGUUGCAGUUGCCGCAAAACUAGUUGACUUCUCUUUGGGUACUGAUACUGCUGGAGGUGUAAGAGUACCUGCUAGUUUUUGUGGCAUAAUAGGUUUCCGACCCUCAUAUGGGGCUAUUUCUCACAUGGGAGUCAUUCCUGUUUCAUCAAGCCUUGACACUGUAGGAUGGUUUGCAAAGGAUCCUAGCAUUUUGCGUCGUGUUGGUCAUGUGUUGCUGCAACUUCCAUUUGCAGAUCAACGCAUGCCAAGGCAGGUUUUAGUAGCUGAUGACUGCUUUCAACAACUAAAGAUUCCUGUGAGCCGGAUUCUUGAAGUGGUUAUUACAUCUACGGAAAAGCUAUUUGGAAGACAGGUGCUAAAGCAUAUAAACCUUGGAGAAUAUUUGGAUUCAAAAGUUCCAAGCUUGAAGAAGUUUCAUGACAUGAACAGAAAUGGUGAAUUAAAAACUUCUACCUUAAGAUCACUUGCAAAUGCUAUGCAGUUCCUUCAAAGGCAUGAGUUCAAAACUAAUCAUGGACAAUGGAUUGACUCUACUAAGCCAGUUUUGGAUCCUGUUAUAUUAGCAAAAGUGCAGCAACCAAUGGAGUUCACAGAUACAAAAUUUGACAGUUGCAAACUAAUAAGGAAUGAAACACGGUCUGCUCUUAGCUCACUAUUGAAGGAUGAGGGCAUCCUUGUGCUUCCUACAGUUGCUGAUCCUCCUCCAAAACUUGGCAAGGAGCUUUUAUCAGAAGAGUACCAAAGUCGUGUUUUUAGUUUGUUGAGUAUUGCUAGCAUAUCAGGCUGUUGUCAGGUGUCUUUACCAUUGGGAUUUUAUGAUAAGUGUCCUGUCUCAGUGUCCUUCGUGGCAAGGCAUGGUGGUGAUCGCUUUUUACUGGAUAUUGUGCAAAUUAUGUUUGCCUGUCUGCAGGAGCAGGUUGAUAUAGCUGCAAAUUCCAAAGUGUCAGCUAACACCAUCAGCCAGGAAGAAUCUGCUGAGAUUGCUAAAGAAAAGGGCAAUGCUGCUUUCAAAGAUAAGCAGUGGCAGAAGGCUAUUGGUUUCUAUACAGAAGCAAUCAAGCUUAGCAGUAAAAAUGCAACAUACUACAGUAAUAGGGCUGCAGCAUAUCUGGAGUUGGGGAGCUAUCACCAAGCUGAGGCAGAUUGCAGCAAAGCCAUAAUUCUUGAUAAAAAGAAUGUAAAGGCAUAUUUACGAAGAGGAACAGCACGGGAGAUGCUUGGUUAUUAUAAGGAGGCCAUUGAAGAUUUCAAAUAUGCACUAGUUCUGGAGCCUACCAAUAAGAGAGCAGCCAAUUCUGCUGAAAGAUUGAGAAAGUUGUUUCAGUAAAUACUUGAAGUUGUUCUAGAAAGAAGUUUCUGAGAUGGAAGUUUUGUUUUCAAUGCCCACUUGUUUACCAAUCAGGCUUUGAACAGCUUCAAUUACAACACCUCUCAAGAAACCCUAUCAAGAGCCUCAUGAAAGAUUUUGUUCUAUGUCGAUCCAAGCGAUCUUCGAGGGCAUUACAUGUAUUUGCGAUGACUAUUAGCUCUAGUUUCUUAUUGUUUCUGGGGUUUGUAAGUAUUAUGCAAUUUUGUUUUCUUCUCAGUGUUUUUACUUUGCAAGUGUAAUUCAAGCAUUCAACGAGUUUUUGAGCUUUUUGAUUCAAGUAGCUGUACUCCGAGUCUCAUUUGGGUACUGUAGCAUUGGCGGCAGAUGAUGACAUAUCUUGAGUGCCUCUUCUCCAAACCCACUUUGAGAUGACAUUUAUUUUAAAAGUUUUUUUCCUGA